Molecule: messenger RNA, 318 nt
Organism: Geodia barretti
Lineage: Eukaryota; Metazoa; Porifera; Demospongiae; Tetractinellida; Geodiidae
Source: the annotation of a GenBank genome assembly
AAAAUGAUGGGAGAAUGUAAACUAAAAUACGAAAAUAGUUUCAGUAAUGUUGUGCAGCUAUAGUGCAACGUUGUGAAAGCUUAGUUAUGUGAAAUAUGUCCAUAAGCUUCAUUGGUGUUGAGUUCAAUGGGAGGUGUCUUCUCCAAGGGAAUGUCCUCAUAAACAGGAGGUAUCUCAGUCUGGCCUCUCUUCCCCUUCCUAUGACAGUGACCAUGACAUUGAGUCAGUAGAACACCAAGUAGCAGUCCAGCAGUGAAGCUACACACUACACACACUACUCCUGUUGUGGCCACUGCUUCUGCUGUGCUCAGAGAACUU